AUACUCAGAUGUCAGAUAAAUCAAAGAAAUUUUGUAAGCAAUGUAAGGAAGAGGUUGGAGAAGGCAAAGAGGUGAAAAUAAAAAAAACUCUCAAAGUUGGAAGUAGUUCGAAUUACCGUGCGUCUUAUUAUCUCUGUCCGAAUUGCUAUGAUAAGUUGGAACAAGAAUUAGCAAGUAAAAAAGAGAGUUAUGCUUGGGCUUGGAUUUUGGGAGGAACUGUUGUUUUGGUGAUAAUUAUUGUAGCUGCUUCUGUGAUUGAUGACAAUCCUAAUAUUUGUCGGAGCAUACUCAAUGAAUUUAUCUCUUUUGGAUUGUGUCGAGAUUGUCGAAAAGAAAAUAAAAAAGAUUGUGUUAGAUGCCCAAAAGAAUUAUCAAUAGUUGGUUCUCCUUAUUAUCCAGCCAUCGAAAAACAGCACGAUGAAAGAGUAUUAUUAGUAAAGCAAGAAGUAAGACAGAAGGAGGAAAUUAAGACCGAAAAUAUUAAUAACUUUCCACUUAAUCAGAAAAUAAUUAUUUGGGAUUAUAUCAUUAGUCGAUCCAGUAAAAGAGGCGAACACAAAAAAGAAGUAAUCGAAGGUUUAUAUUUGCUGGGCUGGAAAGUCGGUUUAAGAAUUAGCGAAGCCCUUAAUUUUGAUUUAAGUUUAGAGCAUGGGGAAACUCAAUAUAAAAAUCUCUAUUUACUGAGAGGCAAAGGUAAAAAAGAAAGCAAGUUUUUAGAGCAAGUAAAAAAGGAGAUGAAUAUCGCGGAGAAUAUUGAAUUAUCCCCUCAUACUCUUCGAAGAUGCUUUGCUACUUACCAAGCCAUUUCAGGAAUGCCUUUGCCGGUGUUGCAGAAA
Molecule: messenger RNA, 836 nt
Organism: Ambispora leptoticha
Lineage: Eukaryota; Fungi; Glomeromycota; Glomeromycetes; Archaeosporales; Ambisporaceae
Source: the annotation of a GenBank genome assembly